Marmota monax (woodchuck) is the source of this 2546-nucleotide messenger RNA. It is a transcript of the gene Slc7a7, whose product is annotated as solute carrier family 7 member 7. Gene Ontology annotation, cellular component: membrane. Lineage: Eukaryota; Metazoa; Chordata; Mammalia; Rodentia; Sciuridae. Gene Ontology annotation, molecular function: basic amino acid transmembrane transporter activity; L-amino acid transmembrane transporter activity. Gene Ontology annotation, biological process: amino acid transmembrane transport. Bases 652 to 2184 code for a protein of 510 amino acids. The transcript is spliced from 10 exons. The record is from RefSeq and is a predicted model, not a curated record.
AACUGAAGAGCAAGUAGGGCCUGGGUCUUUGGGGCGAAAAGGAGCUGUCAUCUUGAGCAUGUGUCUUCAGUGGAAGUGGUGAUAUCCCCGACUGAACGGUUCUGAAUUGUUCCCAUGACUUUCCCACAGCGGUCUCUAAUAUUUUGAAAUUUACAGUAACUUUUAUCUCAGAGUAACCUCCAUGUUACCUCAUUCUACAGUCUCCCGCCUCACUGCAUUUUCCCCAGACUAAAUGGCUAAGUCUAGAGUGAAUGAGAAAAUUUUAAGAUCGCAUGCAUUUAUCCAACAAAACUGAAGAAAUUCUAUGUGACAAGCGCUGUAAUAGGUGCAGAAGAUUCUAUGGAGAGCAAGAGCAGAUAUCAUCACUAUUCUGAUAGACCUUUUGGUCCCUCGGAGAGAAGACAAUCAUAUACGUGACUAAUGUUACAGCUGAGUCCUGGGAAGGGAAGUAUGUCUUUUUUUUGCCAGCAUAUAUAUUGGGAAUGUGAUCUAGAGUGCACUGUCAAAGACUCUUGAGAAAGCUGUGUUGGAGCUAAGAGUUGAUGUCAUUUUUAUAAGAGCUACCACAACACAUUCCCUAAUAUAACUCUUGCAAGAACCUUCUGAGAGGGCAAUGCCAGGAAGCUGGUGAAGGCUCUCCUCUCCUCCACCAUGGUUGACAGCAUCAAAUAUGAAGUGGCCUCCCAGCAAGAGGCUGAUGAUUCUCCUUUGGGCCAUGGGGCCAGCCCAGGAGCCCAGCAGAUAAAGCUGAAGAAGGAGAUCUCACUACUUAAUGGCGUUUGCCUUAUUGUGGGGAACAUGAUUGGUUCGGGAAUCUUUGUCUCCCCCAAAGGUGUGCUCAUGUACAGUGCCUCCUUUGGCCUCUCCCUGGUCAUCUGGGCUGUUGGGGGCCUCUUCUCUGUCUUUGGGGCCCUUUGUUAUGCGGAACUGGGCACCACCAUUAAGAAAUCUGGGGCCAGCUACGCCUACAUUCUGGAAGCCUUUGGGGGACUGCUUGCCUUCAUCCGCCUCUGGACCUCCCUGCUCAUCAUUGAGCCCACCGGCCAGGCCAUCAUUGCCAUCACCUUUGCCAACUACAUGGUGCAACCUCUCUUCCCCAGCUGCAGUGCUCCCUAUGUCGCUGGCCGCCUGCUGGCGGCUGCCUGCAUCUGUCUCUUAACCUUCGUUAACUGUGCCUAUGUCAAGUGGGGAACCCUGGUACAAGAUAUUUUCACCUAUGCUAAAGUAUCAGCACUGAUUGCGGUCAUCAUUGCAGGCAUUGUUAAACUUGGCCAGGGAGCCACGACUAACUUGGAGAAUUCCUUUGAGGGUUCAUCAUUUGUAAUGGGUGACAUUGCCCUGGCACUGUACUCAGCUCUGUUCUCCUACUCAGGCUGGGAUACCCUCAACUAUGUCACUGAAGAGCUCAAGAAUCCUGAGAGGAAUCUGCCCCUCUCCAUUGGCAUUUCCAUGCCUCUUGUCACCAUCAUCUACAUCUUGACCAAUGUGGCCUAUUACACGGUGCUAGAUAUGAGAGACAUCUUGGCCAGUGAUGCUGUUGCCGUGACUUUUGCAGACCAGAUUUUUGGAAUAUUUAACUGGACAAUCCCACUGGCAGUUGCCUUAUCCUGUUUUGGUGGCCUCAAUGCCUCCAUUGUGGCCGCUUCUCGGCUUUUCUUUGUGGGCUCCAGAGAAGGCCAUCUCCCUGAUGCCAUCUGCAUGAUUCAUGUUGAGCGGUUCACGCCAGUGCCUUCUCUGCUUUUCAACGGUAUCAUGGCACUGAUCUACUUGUGUGUAGAGGACAUCUUCCAGCUCAUUAACUACUACAGCUUCAGCUACUGGUUCUUUGUGGGACUUUCUAUUGUGGGUCAGCUCUAUCUACGCUGGAAGGAGCCUGAUCGACCUCGUCCCCUCAAGCUCAGCAUUUUCUUCCCCAUUGUCUUCUGCCUCUGUACCGUCUUCCUGGUGGCUGUUCCACUUUACAGUGAUACAAUCAACUCCCUCAUCGGCAUUGGCAUUGCCCUCUCAGGCUUGCCCUUUUACUUUCUUAUUAUCAGAGUGCCAGAAGACAAACGACCUCUUUGCCUCCGAAGAACUUUGGCAUCUGCCACAUGGUACCUCCAGGUCCUGUGUAUGUCAGUUGCUGCAGAAAUGGAUUUGGAAGAUGCAGAAAUACCCAAGCAACAAGAUCCUAAAUCUAACUAAAUACUACCUGGAAUCCUGAGAUGUGAAAAGCAGGGGCUGAAGCCAAGGGAGCUGAGAAGUACAGCUCACUUCUUUGGAGGCGACAUUCAGGAGUCUGGUCUAGGCAGCUUCAACCUUUGAACUUGCAUUUUAGAGAUGACAAAAUAAUUUAUUUGUUUUGCUACGUAUUGUUCCAGACUUUGUAAAUGGAUGGUAAAGCAGACUGUAGUGUGGCACUGUUGUUCCAGUAGCACCUCUGGGUGUGACUACCUACUUCUCUUUUCCUUUAAAAGGGCCAACAAUGCUCCAACCUUGUCUCCCUUUAGAGAGAUAUGAAACGGUCACAGGUGCUGAACAAUAAUAAAAGGGUUAUGUUCCUAAAA